AGAAAUGUAUGUUGAACAUUUUUUCAAAAAGAUAUUGAUAUGAUAGGUUAAAUAAAAGUUAUAUUGAUAUUGACAGACUGAAAAAAAACGAAAAAGCGAUUAAAUCAACAACUGUCUUGCUUUAUUCAUCUCUGCCCUUUUCCCUGAGGAAAAAAACAACUGAUUCGGUUCUUUGAGUCAGCUCUUACAAUUGCCGUUUUGAGUUAUACGCUGGGAGUCGACUCAGUGUCGUUUAGUGAACGGACCGCCGAAAAUUAACGGUUGAGUUUGUUUUUGAAAGGAAGUAAGCGGGUCAAGUUACAGUGAGUAUUAAAGCCGUGUAUAAAGAGUAACUUACCUUUUUAUUGGUUGCUUUGAACAGGAAUUGAAGUAAAACUAAAUGUGUAAAACGGCUUUAUGCAUGAGGUUAUGGAUGACACUAGGGUGAGCCCCAUGUCCGAGUGGCUUAAUUCUGAUAUUUUCAUCAUAUUUGUGGUUUUCCUGCUGCUCACAAUUAUUGCCAUCGUUACUGUCUGCUGCAUCUUAAGACGUCGUCAUACACACGAGAAAAUGGCAGAAGUUGAGAUCAUUCCAUCUGCCAAUUCAAGUCCAAACAAUAAUCCUAGAUUCACCUUGAGGAUCAUAACAGAAAAGAAACAUGCCUCAGAGAUCGUUCAGAUGUUAACAGUACAAACUCGCUCUACUGUAGAUGCUGUGUGCACCACUGACCCUGGUGUCUCUGAUGUACAUGCUGAGGUUAUCGAGAUUUCUCAAGAUCAGUCUCAGAUACACACUUUGGCUUCGUGUCACACCGAAACAGACAGCACACUCCACACUGCACAGCAGGCCACCUCUCUUAACUUGCAAACUACCAGUGUUAUUAUACAUCCUGUGCCUGAUGAUGAAACACAGCUGUAAUAUCCAUCUUUAUCAAAAGAGACUUCGAACAAAGGCAACAAACGUAAAUGUUGAACUGUUAAAAUGUUUUUUCUUUGUCUUGUAAGUGUUUUGUGUAGAGAAAAGUUUUAUUUAUGGAGGGCUUUAUUUAUUAUUAAAGUAUAGUCAACAGAGGGAUUUCACUUAAAAUAAUUUAUGUUCAGGUGAUGUAUUAAGGCUUGUUAUUGUUUCCACCCUUGAAUUAAUACUUUUUUUGGCAAUAACUGUAAUAAAAAAGAAUUAUUUAGUGAUGAAAAGUCUUCAUUUUAUCCCAUUUAACUAAAUGUUGUGGAAUCUCGACGAAGCUGUGUAGUGACCAUUUGUCAAAUUAAAUGAAAUCAAAUAAAUGAAUCAAACUUAACUCCAAAAUAAUUCAAAUAAUCACCAAGAUAUACAAUGGGUUGUGGUUUACACAGUUAAAGGAUUGAGUCCAAGCCAGAUGACGUGUUUGGUGAGCUUUAUUAAAAGGUUUGCAGGCAAACAAACAAUUUUGCAUCUCCUGCUCCUUGUGCCCAACUGGCUUGACAAAACUGGUAAAAAAAAAACGAAACAAAAAAAAACCAUAGGCCCACCCAGGAGCAUUCUGGGCUGACACAACUAAACCCCUUUUAUCCCCUAGGUGCACAUGGCCUAACCCAAUAGAAA
Tachysurus fulvidraco (yellow catfish) is the source of this 1560-nucleotide messenger RNA. RefSeq lists its product as uncharacterized. Lineage: Eukaryota; Metazoa; Chordata; Actinopteri; Siluriformes; Bagridae. The record is from RefSeq and is a predicted model, not a curated record. The coding region runs from base 397 to 897 and encodes 166 amino acids. The transcript is spliced from 3 exons.